Orycteropus afer afer is the source of this 1100-nucleotide messenger RNA. Its product is annotated as L-lactate dehydrogenase C chain. Gene Ontology annotation, cellular component: cytoplasm. Gene Ontology annotation, biological process: carboxylic acid metabolic process. NCBI's taxonomy places the organism in Eukaryota, Metazoa, Chordata, Mammalia, Tubulidentata, Orycteropodidae. The record is from RefSeq and is a predicted model, not a curated record. Gene Ontology annotation, molecular function: L-lactate dehydrogenase (NAD+) activity.
UCAAAAUGUCAACUGUAAAGGACCAGCUUUUAGAGAAUCUAAUUGCAGAAGAUAAGACCUCUCAACGUAAGAUCACCAUAAUUGGAACAGGUGCUGUAGGCAUGGCUUGCGCUAUUAGUAUCUUAUUGAAGGAUUUGGCUGAUGAACUUGCCCUUACUGAUAUUGCAGCAGACAAGUUGAAGGGAGAAACGAUGGAUCUUCAGCAUGGCAGCCUUUUCUUUCAUACUUCAAAGAUUGUCUCUGGAGAAGAUUACAGUGUAUCUGCAAACUCCAAAUUAGUUAUUGUCACAGCAGGUGCACGGCAGCAGGAGGGAGAAAGUCGCCUUGCCCUGGUCCAGCGUAAUGUGGAUAUUAUGAAAACAAUCAUUCCUCCCAUAGUCCGUCAUAGUCCCGACUGUAAGAUACUUAUUGUUUCAAAUCCAGUGGAUAUUUUGACAUAUGUGGUCUGGAAGAUAAGUGGUCUACCUGUCUCUCGUGUAAUUGGAAGUGGUUGUAAUCUAGACUCUGCCCGUUUCCGUUACCUCAUUGGGGAGAAAUUGGGUGUCCAUCCCACGAGCUGUCAUGGUUGGAUUAUUGGAGAACAUGGAGAUUCUAGUGUGCCCUUGUGGAGUGGGGUGAAUGUUGCUGGUGUUGCUCUGAAGAAUCUGAACCCUAAGUUAGGAACUGAUUCAGACAAAGAACAAUGGAAAAAUGUCCAUAGACAAGUUGUUGACAGCGCUUAUGAGAUUAUCAAGAUGAAGGGGUAUACCUCCUGGGCUAUUGGACUGUCUGUGACAGAUCUGGCAGGAUCAAUUCUGAAAAAUCUUAGGAGAGUACAUCCAGUUUCCACUAUGGUUAAGGGCUUAUAUGGAAUAAAAGAAGACAUUUUUCUUAGUGUCCCUUGUGUCUUGGGGCAGAAUGGUAUAUCGGAUGUUGUGAAAGUUACCUUGAAUCCUGAGGAGGAGGCCCUUUUUAAAAAGAGUGCAGAUACACUUUGGGAUAUCCAAAAAGGCAUCAUAUUUUAAAGCCUUUAAUGUCCCACUGUUUUAUAGAACAGAAGACUGAAUAUCUUGUAUUUUGAAAGCAUUUUCACCUAAUCUGUAAAAAAUUAAAAGAGACCU